This is a messenger RNA of Neodiprion fabricii, 1747 nucleotides long. RefSeq lists its product as uncharacterized. The record is from RefSeq and is a predicted model, not a curated record. The coding region runs from base 101 to 1432 and encodes 443 amino acids. The transcript has 9 exons. Gene Ontology annotation, molecular function: protein binding. Lineage: Eukaryota; Metazoa; Arthropoda; Insecta; Hymenoptera; Diprionidae.
UGUCGGUAAACAUGACAAUAAAUGUCGUGAAAAGGGGGAAAUACCUCAGAUUUUAGCUGCGUGUAUCAUCGACGAGGAGGCCUAAUCGUAACACUAUGCAAUGUCGGUCUCAGAUCCUCUCAUUAAGGAAUUGAAAGGCUGGACCAGAAAAUUAACCGAAUGUACGGGAAAUAUCGACGACAGCAAUCCAGAUUUACCGUCGUUUUGCAAAAGUCUGGAGAGAUGCUUGCAAAAAGGUGUUCUGAUGCGUAUGAAUGCUAUAGGAUUUCCAAAGUUAGCUGAAGCUUGGUACUGGAUGGAAGAGGUUCAGGCUAAAAAUCAAAGCUACGCAUACACUUCGGCCGUGGAGGCGGUCAAAGCAAACUGUAAAGUUCGCUCACCCGUUGGACGACUAAGGCUUUUGAUCAGGAUUUGUCUUACUCGUCAAUGCCUUCAUGUGCCUAUCCAAAUAUUAGCACAGAAUAACUCCGCGUUUCCACUUGCCUUGGAUUACUACGAACCCCAAAGCAUUUUGGGCGAUGAAAUUUUAGGGGAAAUACUACUAUCCGUUUUGCUGCAAUGCGGUAAAUUGAAUUUUCGAUUGAAUUUGAAAAAUGCCAGUUUCCUGGACGACACAUGGCUGCUUCCUGAGUGCUCAGCUCUUGAACUCGUGCCUUGUAAGACAAUGGGCAUGUCGGUUUCCUUCAUAGAGGGGAAGGCUCUGGUCGUCAAUUUAGACGAAAAUUCAGUCGCUGCCGAAGAUGACAAAAUUGAGCUUGGCGAUGUCUUGGAUGAGAUCAACGGAAAUGUUAUAACUGCUAGCGCCAAGGGAAGACUUGGAAAAAUCAUGAAAAAGGCAAUAGGACAACCCAUAUCUCUUCAUAUCAUUAAAUAUCGGUAUAAACAAUCCAGAGAUGUUUACGGACCAAUUGUUCACCUGAUUCGCAGCUCAAAUAUCGAUCAUAUGAAAAAAUUACUACUCCAGAGAAGUCCGAUUCUGAAACCCGAUUGUAUCGGAGAUGAUAAAUCAGGGGUAAACAACUCUAAUACAGAGAACGAACAGCUGAAAGCUGGAUUCGUGCUCAAGUACUGCGGUUCUAUUUCUACUGGAACGGAAGGUGACGUAAGACAGAUCGAAAAAGCCAUUUGGCGAAUCUUAAAGUCUGAGGAUUUCCAGUCGACAAGUGUCAGGUUCGAAUGCUUGGAGAUAGGAGUCAGAGUCACACGGGCAAACGAUGAUAAUAUUAUUUCGAAGCACAGCUAUAUGGAAAUAUCAUCAUGCGGGCGUACUGCUAAUAUUCCAGACUACUUUGCGUUCAUUGCGGGAGACAAAAACUGUAACGUGGCGACAAAGUUCAAUGCCUAUAUAUUUUUCCAUCACAACGAAGAAGAAGUACAAACAAUUUUGCAGAGUUUAGGCCAAGGUUUCCAGCGAACACACUUUGCUGUAUGAAUGUUCGUUUACAUUGUCAAAUUUGGCUAGGGGUUGCCUAAUAUUCAAGCUUAUGUAAAGGAAACAGGGCUGCCGUAACGGUGGCUAAAUAAUUCAACGCAGAUUGACAAGCUGUUAAUAAGAAUACAAUAUAUUCCAUCAAGGAAUUAAAAAAACAACAAUAUAUCAAUUAAUAUGCGAUAUCAAAAGAAUUUCAAAUGAAUGUAUAUUUUCUGCCUAAUUUAACAUGUACAAUGUAUACAUCUUGUAAAGAUAUCGCGUUGAUUUUAAUCUUCGCGGUUUUUAGAAAAUAAAAAUCAAUACCCCAAUUUUAAA